CGCUUGCCCUGUACUGACGCAGUUAUAGCAAGAUAUUCAGAGCAUCAGAAAGAAGGCUUCUCGAGUACCAAUUGAAAUUUCUGCUGGGUCACAAAUUACAUCCACAGAAGAGAAAAUCAUGCAGAUCUUCGUCAAAACAUUGACAGGCAAAACGAUAACCUUGGAGGUUGAAGCAUCAGAUACAAUUGAAAACGUAAAAGCAAAAAUUCAAGACAAGGAAGGAAUUCCUCCAGAUCAACAAAGAUUGAUAUUUGCUGGAAAGCAACUAGAAGACGGACGCACACUUUCCGACUAUAACAUUCAAAAAGAGUCGACUCUCCAUCUUGUACUUCGACUUCGUGGCGGUAUGCAAAUUUUCGUCAAGACCCUCACAGGUAAAACCAUUACGCUUGAAGUUGAGGCUUCUGACACAAUUGAGAAUGUUAAGGCCAAGAUUCAGGAUAAAGAAGGCAUUCCGCCAGAUCAGCAGAGAUUGAUUUUUGCUGGAAAACAACUCGAAGACGGACGUACUUUAUCUGACUAUAACAUUCAAAAAGAAUCAACUUUACACCUUGUACUACGUCUUCGUGGUGGAAUGCAAAUUUUUGUCAAGACUCUCACUGGUAAAACAAUUACUCUCGAAGUUGAGGCUUCUGACACAAUUGAGAAUGUUAAGGCCAAGAUUCAGGAUAAAGAAGGCAUUCCGCCAGAUCAGCAGAGAUUGAUUUUUGCUGGAAAACAACUCGAAGACGGACGUACUUUAUCUGACUAUAACAUUCAAAAAGAAUCAACUUUACACCUUGUACUACGUCUUCGUGGUGGAAUGCAAAUUUUUGUCAAGACUCUCACUGGUAAAACAAUUACUCUCGAAGUUGAGGCCUCUGACACAAUUGAGAAUGUUAAAGCCAAGAUUCAGGAUAAAGAAGGCAUUCCGCCAGAUCAGCAGAGAUUGAUUUUUGCUGGAAAGCAACUAGAAGACGGACGCACACUUUCCGACUAUAACAUUCAAAAAGAGUCGACUCUCCAUCUUGUACUUCGACUUCGUGGCGGUAUGCAAAUUUUCGUCAAGACCCUCACAGGUAAAACCAUUACGCUUGAAGUUGAGGCUUCUGACACAAUUGAGAAUGUUAAGGCCAAGAUUCAGGAUAAAGAAGGCAUUCCGCCAGAUCAGCAGAGAUUGAUUUUUGCUGGAAAACAACUCGAAGACGGACGUACUUUAUCUGACUAUAACAUUCAAAAAGAAUCAACUUUACACCUUGUACUACGUCUUCGUGGUGGAAUGCAAAUUUUUGUCAAGACUCUCACUGGUAAAACAAUUACUCUCGAAGUUGAGGCCUCUGACACAAUUGAAAAUGUUAAAGCUAAAAUUCAGGAUAAAGAAGGCAUUCCACCAGAUCAGCAGAGAUUGAUUUUUGCUGGAAAGCAACUUGAAGACGGACGCACACUUUCCGACUAUAACAUUCAAAAAGAAUCAACUCUGCAUCUUGUACUUCGACUUCGUGGCGGUAUGCAAAUUUUCGUCAAGACUCUCACAGGUAAAACAAUUACUCUUGAAGUUGAGGCCUCCGAUACUAUUGAAAACGUUAAAGCCAAAAUUCAGGAUAAAGAAGGCAUUCCACCAGAUCAGCAGAGGUUGAUCUUCGCCGGCAAACAGUUGGAAGAUGGACGUACCUUAUCUGACUACAAUAUUCAAAAAGAAUCAACGCUUCAUCUUGUACUUCGUCUCCGUGGUGGUAUGCAAAUUUUUGUAAAAACCCUUACUGGAAAGACUAUUACUUUGGAGGUUGAAGCGUCUGAUACCAUUGAAAAUGUCAAAGCAAAAAUUCAGGAUAAAGAGGGAAUUCCUCCAGACCAGCAAAGAUUGAUCUUCGCCGGCAAACAGUUGGAAGAUGGACGUACACUUUCUGAUUAUAAUAUUCAAAAGGAGUCAACUCUACAUCUUGUUCUGCGUUUGCGAGGAGGAAUGCAAAUUUUCGUCAAGACCCUCACAGGUAAAACCAUUACGCUUGAAGUUGAGGCUUCUGACACAAUUGAGAAUGUUAAGGCCAAGAUUCAGGAUAAAGAAGGCAUUCCACCAGAUCAGCAGAGGUUGAUCUUCGCCGGCAAACAGUUGGAAGAUGGACGUACCUUAUCUGACUACAAUAUUCAAAAAGAAUCAACGCUUCAUCUUGUACUUCGUCUCCGUGGUGGUAUGCAAAUUUUUGUAAAAACUCUUACUGGAAAGACUAUUACUUUGGAGGUUGAAGCGUCUGAUACCAUUGAAAAUGUCAAAGCAAAAAUUCAGGAUAAGGAGGGUAUUCCUCCAGACCAGCAAAGAUUGAUCUUCGCCGGCAAACAGUUGGAAGAUGGACGAACACUUUCUGAUUAUAAUAUUCAAAAGGAGUCAACUCUACAUCUUGUUCUGCGUUUGCGAGGAGGAAUGCAAAUUUUCGUCAAGACCCUUACAGGUAAAACCAUUACGCUUGAAGUUGAGGCUUCUGACACAAUUGAGAAUGUUAAGGCCAAGAUUCAGGAUAAAGAAGGCAUUCCACCAGAUCAGCAGAGGUUGAUCUUCGCCGGCAAACAGUUGGAAGAUGGACGUACCUUAUCUGACUACAAUAUUCAAAAAGAAUCAACUCUGCAUCUUGUUCUUCGUUUGCGGGGAGGAAUGCAGAUUUUCGUCAAGACCCUCACAGGUAAAACCAUUACCCUUGAAGUUGAGGCCUCUGACACAAUUGAGAACGUCAAAGCCAAAAUUCAGGAUAAAGAAGGUAUUCCACCAGAUCAACAGAGAUUGAUUUUUGCUGGAAAACAAUUGGAGGAUGAUCGUACAUUGUCUGAUUAUAAUAUCCAGAAGGAGUCAACUCUUCAUCUUGUUCUUCGUUUGAGAGGAGGAAUGCAAAUUUUCGUUAAAACUCUCACAGGUAAAACCAUUACCCUUGAAGUCGAAGCUUCAGAUACUAUUGAAAAUGUCAAAGCCAAAAUUCAAGACAAAGAAGGAAUUCCUCCAGACCAACAGAGAUUGAUUUUCGCUGGCAAGCAAUUAGAAGACGGACGCACACUUUCCGAUUAUAAUAUUCAAAAAGAAUCGACUCUUCACCUUGUACUUCGUCUCCGAGGUGGUCAAUGAUUCCAUACAUCUAUUGAUCUCGUUUUAAUAAGAAAAACGAUAUCUACUAAAUAGAAAUAAAUUUUUUUACUUUUAUUCGUACUAGCUGCCGAAAUAAUAAAUAUAUAUAUAUAUAAUUCUGUUAUUGAUGUACCCUGAUGGCAAAUAAAGUAAAUAAUUUCUGUUUC
This is a messenger RNA of Frieseomelitta varia, 3255 nucleotides long. It is a transcript of the gene Ubi-p63E, whose product is annotated as polyubiquitin-A. The transcript has 2 exons. The record is from RefSeq and is a predicted model, not a curated record. NCBI's taxonomy places the organism in Eukaryota, Metazoa, Arthropoda, Insecta, Hymenoptera, Apidae. The coding region runs from base 119 to 3088 and encodes 989 amino acids. Gene Ontology annotation, cellular component: nucleus; cytoplasm. Gene Ontology annotation, molecular function: protein tag activity; ubiquitin protein ligase binding. Gene Ontology annotation, biological process: modification-dependent protein catabolic process; protein ubiquitination.